This is a messenger RNA of Penicillium malachiteum, 954 nucleotides long. RefSeq lists its product as uncharacterized. The record is from RefSeq and is a predicted model, not a curated record. Lineage: Eukaryota; Fungi; Ascomycota; Eurotiomycetes; Eurotiales; Aspergillaceae. Bases 1 to 954 code for a protein of 317 amino acids. The transcript has a single exon.
AUGACUACCGGGCAGUUCCAGGAGUGGCAACGGAUUACAGAUUUCAGCCUUCUGAAAGUAUGGUCCAUUGGAUGCGUUGAAGACUCGGCACUGCUCCGGAGUAUUGUGGAUAUUCACCCUUUCCAGCAUCUCGCACAACUCACUCUUGCUCUAAUUGAAUCGAAAGGGGACGAAAAUCUUGAAUUUCGGCGUGCUGCCGAGGAAAUGUUCAAGUCUCUACCUCCGUUAACCUAUCUUUGGCUACUGGGAUCUUAUACACCUGCCUUUCUCAAUCACGGAGUCCUGGUUAAACAUGGACCAACUUUACUUGAACUGAAAUUAUAUAAGCGCCCAGAGAGAAUGCCCGUGCGUCAUGAUAUGCGCAGGCUUUGGCGAAAACUUGGACGUAAACGAACUGCGCCUGUAUUUUCGUCCGAUGACAUUUCAGAGCUCGCAGGCCGGUGUCCGUCUUUACAGAAGCUACGACUAUGCGCACAAAGACCUCAAGGUCUCGGGACGGAUGUCUGGAAUGCAUUUGGCCGCUUUCGACACCUUGAGGAGCUCGACCUGACAUUAAAAUGCUCACCUGAGAUGGAUACCAACAUGAUGCCGGUCCCGCUCCGUGAGCUCUCGGAAUUUGAAAAGGGCGUGGUGGAAUGUAGUUUCACUUGCCGGAGAUGGUUUAUUCGGGACUGCAUUAUAAACUCUUCUAUCAACGAGAGUCUGGCUAAGGCAUUCUUCACGCAUAUACGCACAUGUCAGGAGGUAAAACGCUUCGCCAACCUGGUGAUUCGUCCUCUUUGUACCCCAGCUCCUGGCGAUCACUUCUGGAACCACCUGGCUCUUACGUGGAUAAUUAAAGUAGAUCCUCUCACAGGCCUACAUGCAAAAUCCAGUAAACCCUCCAAAACUAGCGUUCCAACACCGGAGACGAGCUUUGAAGCUGAGAUGCUAUCGAUUGUUCAAUCCAUCUGA